This is a messenger RNA of Cynoglossus semilaevis (tongue sole), 3982 nucleotides long. RefSeq names its product NOP2/Sun RNA methyltransferase 6 (gene nsun6). The transcript is spliced from 12 exons. The record is from RefSeq and is a predicted model, not a curated record. Gene Ontology annotation, biological process: RNA methylation. Bases 316 to 1749 code for a protein of 477 amino acids. Gene Ontology annotation, molecular function: RNA methyltransferase activity; RNA binding. Lineage: Eukaryota; Metazoa; Chordata; Actinopteri; Pleuronectiformes; Cynoglossidae.
AAAGAAUGGUUUAAAAUUAGGAUUAUAUAAACGAUAAAAUGUCACUUUCUUCUAUAUAAAUGCAUGUUUCGUGUUACGAGUAUGUAGACUGUUUUGAAUCGACACUUGGAGACAGAUCGUUGAAGACUGUAUGACUGCAUGUUUUUAAUAUCCAGCUAGUUUUAGUUCAAUUUUCCACUUUGGAAUUAGAAGUAAACAAUUAGAAGUAACCAGCAGUAUUUAACCAUUUUUUUUCUUAAAAGUGACAUUUAUUUUUGGAUCACUGUGUCGACCGGUUUGAUAACGGAACCUCCAGUUCCGUCACGACCAGACACGAUGUCUGUUUUUCCGAGUAUAUCUCUGCAGCCGGAAGUGACCGAAUACCUGCAGAGAGUGUUCCUAAACACCGAGGUGUUGGCCGCGGUGGGUCGUCAGGAGGCCGGGGACCGUUUCCACAGGCUGCUCGCAUGUCUUUCCCACCCCCCCUCCUACACCUGUGUUCGGGCCAACACUCACGUGGCCUCGGUGGAGGAGAUCAGACGGAAGUUAGGAGAGGAGCUGAGAAAGCAGCAGCAUGUGUGCAGCUCAUCUGCAGAGGGCGUCGCCCAUCAGAUCCUGCUUCACCCCAGAAUUCCAGAUGUGCUGCUGCUUCCUGUCCACGGGCCGAGGCCUGUGAAGCAGCUCAGCUCUGAGGUGGUGGUGGGGGCUCAGUGUGGCAGUGCCGUACUGAGAGGAGCUCACGUCUUUGCACCAGGAAUCCUGUCCUGCCCCAAGAAUAUGAAAGCUGGAGAUGUGGUUUCUGUUUUCUCCGACCUGGAGGGGAAGUGCACGCGAGGAGCCACCAGCUUCCAGGGAAAGACGGUGUUUGUGGGAAAUGGAGUGGCUGAUCUGGACCGUUCCAGCAUCUUCAACAAAGAACAAACAGUCAAAGGAGUGGGCGUUCGGAUGCUGGAGCCACUUUACCAGAGUCCAUCCUUCGAUGGCGUUCUUCCCGGUCUGACCUUCCUGCAGAACCUUCCAUCUGUGGUCGUGGGACACGUCCUGGGGCCUCGCCCUGGAGAACGGAUCCUGGACAUGUGUGCUGCUCCAGGUGGGAAGACCUGUCACAUCGCCGCCCUCAUGGGCGAUCAGGGAGAGGUCGUCGCCCUGGACAAGAUCAAGAAUAAGAUCCAUCGAAUCUCCCAGAAUGCACAGAUGCUGCAUUUACGUAGCAUCAAAGCGUAUUGUUUCAACAGCAGCCAGGCUGUGAGCGGCCACAUUGACCUGAACCCUGACCCAGGACCUGGACCCGGACCUGGACCUGGACCAGGACCAGGACCUCCCUUCCCCCCUGAGAGCUUUGACCGGGUUUUGUUGGACGCCCCCUGCAGUGGUCUGGGACAGAGACCCCACAUGGCCUGUACCUGGAGCCUGAAGGAGAUCUGUUCCUAUCAGCCUCUGCAGCGCAAGUUGUUUCACGCCGCAGUGCAGCUGCUGAAGAAAGGUGGAGUCCUGGUGUACAGCACCUGCACGGUGACUCUAGCAGAGAACGAGGAGCAGGUGGCCUGGGCCCUGAGCACCUUCCCCUGCCUCACCCUGCAGCCACAGGAACCUCAUAUUGGUGGAGAAGGAAUGCCCGGUGCCGGCCUUCCCCUGGAGCAGCUGCGCCUCCUCCAGAGGUUUAGUCCCGAGCUGACCUGGGACCAGGCGGAGACCACGGAGGCCCCCCCGUGCUGCAGAGCGGACGAGGACACCAUCGGGUUUUUUAUUGCCAAGUUUCAGAAAAAGUGACCAGAAGAGUGACAUUGGUGAUUAUCUCGUUAGGCUUGGUGUGCACUGACGGCUCGACCGCAGCAUCUGCCCGGCGACAGCUGCUCCCAGAGACAGCAGGCCAUAUAGGGAUAAGCUUUAUAAACACAGGGAGGGAGGGGGGGAGGGAUGAAGAGUGAAUGAGCAUCGGCAAAUGCAGCAGUGCUGGUGUCACCAUGGCAACGGUGACGGCACGGCUGCCAUGGCGACGGUGGAUUCACGCGACUCUGAGAGGGCGGAGCAGGAAGAGACCAUGAGAGCUACCAAGAAUUCAGCGUUUGGGACUCUCUAAUUGGUCCGUCCGCUGCCUGCACGACAGAACAAGUUGAUGAUGAUGAUGAUGAUGACGACAGUGAUGAUGAUGAUGGAUUACUGCAGUCACUGCAGGGAUAUUUCAGUUCUUUUCAUCCACGACCAGCCGACGUUGACCUUGUGAAACUGACGAAACGUUGAUCAGAACUGCCCACCUGGGGCCCCCGCCCCCAAACUUUCUUCUCUUCUCUCCAUUCUUUCAGAAUGGCGCUGCUCAGUGUUUGUUUACAGUUCUUCAGAGGUCGACUGAUGUUUAAAUAUAUCUCCUCGUGCCUUUUCUUCUCCCCCUCUUCGCGGAGCCGACAUUAAAAUUCGGAGAUGAAAUCCACUGCAGCUCUGGCAGCUUGUUUAUCUUCUUCACAGGCGUCUGUGCGUGGAGGAGCAACUUCCCCUUUUUUUUUUCAGACGCUUCCCCUCAGUAUUGUCAUUUCUGUCGAUGUUGUCAUGAUGAUUCAGGAGGCACAGCGGAGAGAGACGACUUUCAGGGAAAUAUUUAUAGACGACACCCUCUGUCUGGUUCCUCUGACAAAAUACGCACGUCAGCUCCUCGUCCUCGGCAGGCACUUUGCCGACUUUAUUCUUUCUACGUGUGAAGAGCAGAACUCUCUGGACCUGUUUCACCCUCCACUUUCAUUACCCCCAUAAAAUGAUACUUUGGCAGAAUUUAAAUGGACGAGCUUCAACUGCGCUUCUGGAGCUCACGCUCUCCGUAACUUCAGUGCUGUAGGAAUACAGAAUAGAAAAGUGUCAGGUGAAAUAUUAGCAUUUUUGUUUUUAAAGAUAAAUCUGAGGAAUCGUUUGAAAUUGACCAAGUAGAGAUGAUUUAAAUCACAAUCCUUGUUCAAAAAUUGUUAUCAAAAAUAACCAAAAAAAAAAAAAAGCGAAACGAUAACGACAAACCAUCGCACCACAUCGAACUGAAGGAAAUUAAAAUUUGACCAAAAAAAGGCAAGGAGCUAAAAGUUUAGUAAAGCUAAAGAGAGCUUAAAAUGGAGAAAAGUAAUAAAAUAAAAUUAGAUACUUGUAAAAAGAUGUCAGAAGUAAAAGGUAGUUACUAACCUCAGAAAAUAUUUUUGUGAUAAGAAUUAAAAAGUACAUCAGACCAGGAAGAAAAAAAGUCAUAAAUAUUCAUAUGGAGAAAGAAAUAAAAUGCCAAUUAUCUUUUAAAAAAAGCCAGGAAGUUAUCUUAAAUAUUUAUCAAAAGGAAGACCAAAACUGAACCAGAAAAUAUUCAAAAGUUUGUCAGAAAAUCACUUUUAAAAAUGUCACUUUUUUUCCUCUGUUGUUCAGAAAAGAAACACAAUAGUCAGGAAACAGGAAACAGUGAGUGAAAAACAAAAGCUCUUGAACUCAAAGUCAGAUUUUCAGUAUCAUGGAUUUAAUACAUGAUGUCUGAAAAUGUGAGUUUAACAAAUGCUGCUGACUGAAGUUCAGGUGUUGAUGAUCAGAGUCAGAAAAACCUUCGCUCGUCUUCCAUCCGUUUCUGCACGUGAGGCACAAAUACUGAAAAUUAUUUAUCGUUUAUUUUUACGCAACAUUUGCAGUUUAACAAAUUCUGAUGUGGGAAAAAGAAAAAUCCAAAUGAUUUUUUUUAUACUAAAUAAUGUUCAUUAAAAAAGGGACCUAGAAUGAACCCUAAAACUUCCAUGGAUGUUCAGUCCUGGAUGCUGAGACGUUGUAUCAAAUCCCAGAACGACUUCAAACCAACCUUCGUGUAAAAACACAGAAUAAAAUGUUACAAAAAUGUUUCUGGACCGUACAAAGGGCACGGUACUGCACGUCAGAGAGGACGUCAUCCAUGAAACCUGUUUGUCUCGUAAGGCAUGACUAAGGUGCACCUCCCAGGAGAGAUAAACAUGUCUCAAACCAGAGGGGCGGGGGUUUGAAAAGGGACAGAAAAAAA